This is a messenger RNA of Tyto alba (common barn owl), 3137 nucleotides long. Its product is annotated as inner centromere protein-like. Gene Ontology annotation, molecular function: protein serine/threonine kinase activator activity. The transcript has 18 exons. Gene Ontology annotation, biological process: metaphase chromosome alignment; mitotic cytokinesis; meiotic spindle midzone assembly. Bases 301 to 2826 code for a protein of 841 amino acids. Lineage: Eukaryota; Metazoa; Chordata; Aves; Strigiformes; Tytonidae. The record is from RefSeq and is a predicted model, not a curated record. Gene Ontology annotation, cellular component: kinetochore; chromosome passenger complex; meiotic spindle midzone.
UUAGCGGUGGGAGAGUGAUGGGCGUCGGCAGUGGCUAAUGAGAGGCCGUGCCCUGGGGGGGCCUGCAGUGUGAUUGGUGAAGGCUGAAGCUGUGUGUGUGAGGCGGUGGGUCUGGGGGCUGCGCUGCCCCAGGGGGAAGGGGGGCGUCCUUCGGACCCGAGUUUGUGGGGUUGUGCCCGCCGGGGGUGCGGCACCGAGCCCCGGCCCGCCCUCACGCCCCGCUCCGAGGCAGGGAGCGGGCCGGGGGCGUCGCCGGCGCCCCUCGAGCCUUCCCCUCUCCCUGUGUUCCAGGCGGGGGCCAUGGCGGGGGCCGGCGGGCCCGUGCGGCUGCUGGAACUCUGCGGGCAGCGGCUGUCCCGCUUCCUCCGCGAUGCCGAGCACAAGCGCUUGGUCUGGCUGCAGGAGGUGGAGGAGCAGGGCGUGAGGAUGCUGGAUAGCAACUUCGGGGCUGAGCCUGAAUUAAUGCCCAAAACGCCAUCACAGAGAAGACGUCCCAAGAAAAGGCAGUCCUCCUGCCUGAAUGAUGAAAAUAAGGAGCCAAACAGGAGGAGGUUGUCCAGAAGAAGAAGCAGCAGCAAGCCAGUGUCUUCCAAGCCAAGUUCCCAGAGGCGCCACAGCAAAGAACAAUCCCAGAACCCCUGUCCUCAGGGGGAAGAGGUGUCCGUGGCCAACUGUGCAGUGAGGUCUCAGGCCAGUGUUAAAACCGAGCUCCCAGCACUGACUGGGAAACGGCCGGCAGAAGCACAAGCUCCUGUGAUGCAGAAGGAUUGCCAGGGCUGCCCUUGGGGUGCGGGUAGUGGCGAUACCGUCGGUGAGGCUGUUAUGGAGGACCAGUUGCCCAGGGGGGAUGCAGCCACUGAGCUGCACGAUGUGUCUUCUGUCGCUGCGAGCCCUGGCGACCAGACAGCAAGGGACGGGGAGGAGGCCCCCAAAGGAAGAGCAAGUACCUCCACUCCCAAGACUGCUAGAAAUGCAGAUCCUGCCGUGCUCCAAGGACACCGGUUUCCUCAAGGCUUCAAAAAAGUCUUUUUCCAGGACUCUGACAGUAAAAUAACUACUGUAAAAUCCAAAACACGCCGUUGCUCUGGCCGCCGAAGCUUUGUGGGUGGUCCCCACAGGAGUUCUAGGGCCUCCUUGGCAGAAAAAUAUUCACUAGCAGGCAAAAGAGAGAGCAUGAUCCGGAGGUCUAUCAGCAGGGCCAUUUCAAAGAAGGCAGCGGCACGAGAAUCAUCCUCUGCCUCCAGCAGAGUGAGCUGUCAAAGCGCCUUGGAGGUUUUUGUGGAAGAUGUGACCAGCAGUGUGAGACCUGGGCUGGAACAGAAUCCCUCGAGUGAAAAGACUCCUGAAGACGUCCUCAUUUCAAGCAAAAGUACACAAGCUGCCAGCCCUCCUGCACAGCACUUAUCUACUCCUGAGCAGCAGGCAGGGAACAAGGAAGGAAUCUGUGUAAAUCCAAACAGUGAACCCCAGAACGUGAACCAAGAACAGCACCACUGUGCCAAGUCCCAGGAGAAUCCCUCAUGCAGCUGGACAAGAAGCUAUAAACAGGCAGUGGGUGUUACACAGAAUGGGCAACGGCCAGCGGGUCAUGCUCUUUCCCCUUUGGAUGACAAGUACAAGAAUUCAGCAAACCAGACUCCACCUUCUUCCUCUCCAGCUAGGAAGGUUGUCAGACCACUGAAAAACUUCCUGCAAGCUGUGCAGCGAAACCAGCUGCUCGCGAGCCCGGGGCCCACAGGACGUGGGGGUGUCAUAAAGAACUUCAUCAAACGCAACACUUCCACCCGGCCUGAUCUUAAGGGAGACUUUGUUGAGAAGGAACGGCAGAGACUGGAAAGCCUCAGGAAGAAGCAAGAGGCUGAGGAACAGAGGAAAAAGAAAGUGGAGGAGGAAAAGAGACGGCGGCAGGCAGAAAUGAAGCAGAAGAGGGAAGAGCGUUUGAGGAAGGCACUGCAGGCUCGGGAGCGGGUGGAACAAAUGGAAGAAGAGAAGAAAAAGCGGAUGGAGCAGAGGAUUUUACAGAAUGACGAGAAGGUGCGCACCUCUCAAGCGCGGGAAGAGAAAGCAGCAGAGGAAUGGAGCAAGAGAAAACUGUCGAAGAAGCAUGGGGAAGCUGAUGCACGGAAGCAGAAAGCGCUGAGGGUGGAGAAAGAUGAAUUUGAGCAGCAAGAACCACUGCAGAGGAGAGAGGAUGAAGUGAAAGAAAAAAGAAUGAAAGUCUUGGAACUGAAAAAUCUUGUAGAGCAGCAACAGGUGGAAGAGGUGAAGGAGAGGGAUCACAAACAGCGAGGGAAAGAGAAGGCCCCCAAACCACAGCUGGAGUCAGCACUGCUUACUGAAAAAAACAUAAAGAAGGAAGAUGGUCUGCAGGAGCCCCAGAAGUGGCUGGGAGUGGAGAAAAAAAUCAAGGAAGUAGAAGCAUGGACCGCUGCCUCUGGCACAUGGCUGAGCAGAGCUGUAAAGAAAUCUAUCCCCACACCCUACCUGCGGCUCCCGAAGGGCACAAAGCAAUCCAGAUCCCCAGAGGUAGACAAAAAUAACUACGGGAUGGAUCUGAACAGCGAUGACUCCACAGAUGAUGAGAAUGACCCUCGGAAGCCUGUCCCUGCCUGGGCUGAUGGAGCUCAGCUUAAUGAAGCCAUUUUACACCAAUACUAUCACCCAGUAAAUGUUGACCAAGUCUUUGGGCUAAUUCCAAGCCCUAAGCUGGAGGAUAUUUUUGGCAAGAGCAAACCUCGAUAUUUCAAGCGCACAAGCUCUGCAGUUUGGCAUUCCCCCCCUGGGACCAAAUCUACCUGUGGCCCAUCUUGCAGCUUCAAAAACUGAGAAAGUGCGAAGAAAUGUGUUUUACAGCAAUGUGGUGAAUCAGUUUCUGUUUUCUUAGCAUGCAGUGUAUUUACAAUUUUAAGCUUGCUUUUUUUCUACAAAAACGAAAAUAUUUAAUAAAAUCCUGUUGCAAUAAACACUCUAUCAGUGUUUGUCUCUGCUUCCCCCACCGUGGUGGGAUGGUGCUUCUGGAUGGCUGAUUUGAGAUCGAUGGCUGUGGUUUCUGCAAGUGAAAAUGCAGAUGUUUGAAGACAUGAUAUUGCACCAUUACAUACUCCCUCAGACUGCUUGCAGAAUCUUGCCCAAGAAAG